GUAUACUAAUAUUUUGCAGUCGUUGUGACAUUGUGUGAAUAAACAGCAAGAAAGUUACGUCUAGUAAACUGCCAGUUUAUAAAAGUUUUAGGAUUUAUUUCUGCAGCAAUCGAAACGACAGUAAAGAAUUGAAAAUGCCGCGUGGAAGACCAAAAUCCAAGAACUCGUGCAAGGGUCGCGCCACAUUGAGGACUAUUGACCGGAAGCCAAUACGUCCUCUAGAGCGACAGCGCAUGCGCCCCUGGCUGAUGGACCUGCUGGACAAAAGGACAUGCCACCAACUCGUCUGGAUGAAUAAAAAAGACAAGACGUUCCGUGUCUCAUGGAAACAUGCAGCUGGUCAGACGUUCGAUCCUGCAGCAGAUGCCACCUUGUUUGAGCUGUGGGCAAGGCAUACAGGAAAGUACUACCCUGGAGAUCGUCCUGACCCCAAAAAGUGGAAGGCCAACUUCCGAUGUGCCUUGCAUAGUGUACCGGAUGUUGAGGAAGAUAAAUCACUCGGUGUUCGGCGUGGAAACAACGCCUAUAGGGUGUACAAAUUCCUGGAUGAAAAAAGAAUUAGAAAACCAAGCAUUAAGAAAGAAAAAGAUGAAAAGAGCUCUGACGAGGAUUCCGAGUUUGAAGAUUUUGCAGUUGUUAGGAAUCUCGGAACAAGGUCAAGGCCGAAGAAAAUCGAUGAGGACGAGUUCGAUAGUGAGGGAUCAGAGACUGGUUACAGUCCUUCCCAUGAGAGUAACCACUCAGACUGGGAUCUCACAACCGAGGAUUUAAGACGUCAGGAUCACGACACAGAAGCGGAGAGGUCGCCCCUUCCAAACUUCGAGGAAUUGUGUCAGUCCUGUCCAAACAGCUUUUCCAACAGAAUACCCAAAAAACAGAAACGAGUCCCUGAUAUCCCCACCCUGGAGACCAUGAACGCUGUACAAAACCUGCAAACAAUGGAAACUGAGAUAUAUACCCGGCAAGGUCCAGCAGUGACUGACCACACCUACACAGAGACAGAACAAUCCGAGGGGGAGCUAAUCCUUUUCUUGAAUUAUGAUACUGUAGACCAGGACAUGGCUGAGGAGUCAGACUACAUGGAGGGUUUCUGGAACUCUGUUAUUGACACAAGUCUUGAUGUACAAGAGGAAGUAGUUUCAUCAGGGGACUGUUUUGAUGGACCCAGUGUUAUAGUGAUGGAAGAGACAGAUAAAUCCUAUGACUAUGAAUACACAAGUUUGUCGCAGCUGUAGAACUAUACAAAGGCAACUGGAUCUGACUGGAGGAGAAUGGUUGUUACAAUGUACAUAGAUGUCUGAACUCCUUAAUCUGAACAGUCCGAGAUACGCGAGACAUGUCUCCGUGUCAACAGUGAUUUCGGCCGACAAUAUGUAUACCAGCACGGUAUUCUGCAGCCCGAUACUUUGUGACUAUCAUGUAUGACGACAUUUUGUGGUCAUCAUGUAUGUAAACACUCUGUGGCCAACAUGUGCAGAUUGUGUGCAAGCAAAUGGCCAACAUGUUGUUGUCUGUGAGAUAAUACACUCAUGAUGUGUCUGAAAGUGACACGACGGGAAAAUGUCCAGGUAGAGCAAGUGACGUUGAUUCAUACAGGAAGGAUAAAAUUGCUUGUAGUUCCUGGAAACUUGGAAAGCCAUGUUAAUAAACACAUACAAACAAAUAAGACAGAGACAAUAGUUCUUUUUCUUUGUUUUAGAAUAUUAAUGACCAGUAGAUAGCAAUGUUACUGGAAAAAUUGCAUUUGUUACAAGUGUACUUGAAAUUGAAACGGUUUUUUGUUGUUGACAAUUGUUGUACAUACUGUAAGAUACUGACUGAUUAGUGUUAGUUUAUCUAAGUUAAAGUAUGAAUACUUUGCAGAUUAUGAUUAGAUCUGUGCAAUAUGUAUGUGAUAUAGUCCUGAUCUUUUUGACAUUUCAUUUCAUAAUUAGAUGCAUUCAACAUUUUGUUUACUCUUUUUAUGAUAAUGUGGUUAUUGUUGAAUGGUGAUGUAACAUUAUAUAUAUUUUGAAAAUAAAAUUUAAAACGAA
This is a messenger RNA of Mercenaria mercenaria, 2033 nucleotides long. RefSeq names its product interferon regulatory factor 1-like. Lineage: Eukaryota; Metazoa; Mollusca; Bivalvia; Venerida; Veneridae. The transcript has 10 exons. Gene Ontology annotation, cellular component: nucleus. Gene Ontology annotation, molecular function: RNA polymerase II cis-regulatory region sequence-specific DNA binding; DNA-binding transcription factor activity, RNA polymerase II-specific. The coding region runs from base 135 to 1235 and encodes 366 amino acids. The record is from RefSeq and is a predicted model, not a curated record. Gene Ontology annotation, biological process: immune system process; regulation of transcription by RNA polymerase II.